Molecule: messenger RNA, 3170 nt
Organism: Chroicocephalus ridibundus (black-headed gull)
Lineage: Eukaryota; Metazoa; Chordata; Aves; Charadriiformes; Laridae
Gene: TMEM62
Product: transmembrane protein 62
Exons: 14
Coding region: 336-2273 (645 amino acids)
Molecular function (GO): hydrolase activity
Source: RefSeq, a predicted model, not a curated record
CCGAGGCCUCCUUACGGUGCACGCUUCCCCCCGGAUCACGAAAACGGCUUAAGGAUAAGGCAGACCGCGCGUUUCAGAUAACGUGCCGGCCGUGGGGGCCUUUCCAGGCACCCCUGCAGUUUUGGGGCAGGCUCAGGGCGCGGGGGCAGCCUGUGGCCGCCGCCCGGCCCGGGCGAGGGCGGCCCGAGGAAACCGCCGAGAGCCGGGGAGCGCCCACCCCCUCCCGGCGCUGGCACCAACCAUCGACGAGCGGCAGGGGCGGCCCGACAGGCCGAGGAGGUGGGCCGCGACGCGGAAGCCCUGAAGCCGGCGGCAGGGCGGCCCGGGGCGGGCGUAUGGUGGCCGGGCGGCGGAGGAUGCUGAAGCUAGCUGUGGGGCUGCUGACAGCCGCCGCCGUGGCGCUGCUGCUGGAUUGGUGCGCACCUCCAGGGGCGCCACCGCCGGGGGGUCAGGGCCGCCGCCGGCGGGCCCCUCAGCCGGCCCCCGGGGCGGAGGCCGCUAACCUGCUGUGGGUGGUGCAGGUGUCAGAUAUUCAUAUCAGUAGAUUUCAGGAUCCCAAACGAGCUCCUGACUUUGAAAAAUUCUGUUCUGAAGCAAUUGAUGUAAUUCAGCCAGCAAUUGUUCUAGCAACAGGUGACCUGACAGAUGCUAAGACAAGAGAUAAAUUGGGAUCUGAGCAAGUAGAAGUAGAAUGGAAAACUUACCAGUCAAUCCUGAAGAGAUCAAGAGUCAUGGAAAAAACCAAGUGGAUAGACAUCAAAGGGAAUCAUGAUUCAUUCAACAUUCCACACCUGGAUAGCAUUCGGAAUUAUUACAGGAAAUACUCUGCCUGGCGUAAAGAUGGCUCUUUCCAUUACAUCCACACCACCUCUUUUGGGAACUACUCAUUCAUCUGCGUGGAUGCCACACUCAGCCCAGGCCCUAAGAGACCCUAUAAUUUCUUUGGGAUUUUAAACAUGAAUCAAAUGAAAGAUCUAUCUUUGAUGGCAUCAGAAAGUCUGCGCAGCAAUCAUACUGUCUGGUUUGGCCAUUUUCCCACCUCAACAAUCAUCUCACCAGCCCCAGGAAUACGAUCAUUAAUGAGUUCUGCCACAGCCUAUUUAUGUGGACAUCUCCAUACAAUGGGUGGGCUGAUGCCAGUCUUGCACAGUCAACACCGUGGUGGCACGCUGGAACUCGAAUUGGGAGACUGGAAGGAUAAUAGGAGAUAUCGGAUCCUUGCAUUUGAUCAUGACCUCCUUAGCUUCGCAGAUCUUAACUUUGAGGAAUGGCCUGUAGUUCUCAUCACCAAUCCCAAAUCCUUCCUUUACAGCAGUUCUACUCAUGAACCACUUGUCAAAAUUCUUUAUUCCACUCAUAUCAGAAUUCUGGCCUUCUCUCCUUCUGUCAUUAUCUCCGUCGAAGUCUAUAUAGAUGGAGUUCACUUGGGGAAUGCGCAUCAGGUGUCUGGCCCUCUCUACGUACUGAAGUGGAGCCCGCAAAACUACAGUGAAGGGUUCCAUCACAUAGAUGUGACUGUCCAGGAUGCUUCGGGAAGAAUUAGCACGCGGGGUCAUAUAUUUGCUAUGGAAGAAAACCUCUCUCUUAGAUUUGGCUUUUGGCCAUCUCUUAUUCUUCUCACUGACCACUAUGUUCUAGCUCGUGUGCUGUUUGGACUGAUUGUGCUGAUGCAGAUUGCCUUGCUCGUUAUUUUCAGAUACCUCCAAAAGCCAGCACUCAAAGAAAAGCCGGGAUUACUUACUCUGACCUCAUAUUCCCUUCAUGUCUUCAGUAAAACAAACACCUUCUACUACUCAAUUCUGGUUCUGAAUUUAUACACCAUUCUGGGACCAUGGUUUGUAGGUGAACUGAUAGACGGCCACGUGGGGGCCUGUUUUUCCUUUGGGGUGUUCGUUGGUGGUUCCUUCUUACAGGGAAGUCUGACGUUUGUGGUUGGGAUUUUACAGAUGUUGUUUUUCAACCUGCCAUUAAUGGCCUACUUGUGCUGGUGCCUGUUGCUGCGAUGCCAGGGUCACAGCUUCCUUUCUCACAUCCGUCACGUCCGACGCCCCGUGGCUGUGCUCAUUCACCUGGCAAUGGCCCUCCUCCUGACCUGGCAGGUCUAUUCCUGCUAUUUCCUGCAGCGAACCUAUGGAACCUUGGCUUUCUUCCUCUCCCCAAUGAGAACGUGGCUGGUGGUGCUGACCUCGGCUCUGGUUUAUAAAACUUGGACACUGAAAUCAUCUGAGCUCAGAACUUACAUAGUAGAAAUAAAAAACUGUCAGAGCUCCUGAAGUACAAUAUGAGUAUUCAAAGUUCUUUUCCUUAAACACUGUCAAGGCACAACUUAUAGUUUUGUGAUGCUGGAAUUCCAUACAGCCCAACUAUUAGGUGGUAUGAUCUGAAAGUGGUAAGAUCGCGAUCUGCAUCGCUACAGAGCUGUAUUAAAUAGUGAAUGUAAACAAUAUGUAUUAUAUACUUUUAUGGUAUUAUACAUAUACAAUAUACUGUAUAAUACAUGUUAUAUAAUACAGUUAUACAUUAAUACAGUGUGGGAAAGUAAUGGAAGAUCGACAAGAAGGAUUGUAAACACCUUGCACUUGGGGUGUUGGAAAACAUAUAUCCCACUAAUCAUUGCUCAGUCUUAUGUGCUCAACAAGUAGAACAUCUGCACUUAGAUAACAUGGGCCUAUGAUGGACUCAGAGGCACCUUAUCGAACGUGCCUGAGAUUCCUGCCCUGCUGUCAGAGAAAAUCAAUGCACAGGGGAAAACUAUGCCUGCUUGAAUCCCUGAUACACAGGCGAGAACAGCAGCUCUGAACUGUCUGUCUCGCUCUGGCUAGCGAGGAAUCUCUUGCUAACAAAGAAAAAAUCUCUAGCAAGGAGAAGCUCCACGGUGCCUGUGUUCCCGCUUGCGUGCCUCUGCACAGGUGCUGUCUCAGACACCCCCCCGGUUCACGAGGUAUCAAGAUUAAAUUUACUCUUUGCAUUUCACCCGUGGUUUUGUGGUUGGGCCUGUGUCGGCUCACACAUGCAGUAUGAGCUGUAUCAUAAUCUCUAUAAUAGGGGGUUUUGUGGUACAGAAGAUAGAUCCGUAUGGAUCACAAAUGGAAAUGUUUGAUCAUUACUACUGUGAAUGGAAAAAUGCUUUUAAUUAAUUAAAUUGAUUCUUACACUGCUGGGAAAAAUGA